Cottoperca gobio is the source of this 3790-nucleotide messenger RNA. RefSeq names its product protein tyrosine phosphatase domain containing 1a (gene ptpdc1a). Gene Ontology annotation, biological process: protein dephosphorylation; cilium assembly. Bases 828 to 2867 code for a protein of 679 amino acids. The transcript has 11 exons. NCBI's taxonomy places the organism in Eukaryota, Metazoa, Chordata, Actinopteri, Perciformes, Bovichtidae. Gene Ontology annotation, molecular function: protein tyrosine phosphatase activity. The record is from RefSeq and is a predicted model, not a curated record.
UCACGUGACGUUACUGGACCGUGACAACAUGCCAGGUUGCUAAAUUAGCUAGUAAGCUAGCUGCACUUAGCGGAACAAAAUAUGUGGCUGGAUGAAAAUCACAGUUUUCUACGUGCCAGCAAUAAAACAAGAAUGGACUCAGAGAGAUGAAUCGACUAUGUCCGAUAUUAGAAAGACAGCCCCGGACUCAGACGAAAGGAAAACGCCCCUGCCAUGGCAGCUGGUGUCAGCAUACUGAGUGACCUGCCUCACUCCACGAGUGGAGCUUACAGCGGAGAGAUCAGCACAGAGAUGGAGACAGUGUUGGAGUUUUAUUCUUACUGUGCGGCCCGGUACCAAAUGAUCCACAGCCCGGUACUGGUCCGCGGCCCGCUGGUUGGGGACCCCUGCCCUACACCACCAGAUAUAGGGUAUUUUCCUCUUUCAUUUACAAGCCACUUGCUUCAGAUCUGUGUGGUGUGUGUCUGUGUGUGCAACAUUCGUCCCUAUCUACCUCCCCACUGACGACUUUGAAGAUGGUUGUCAUGGUGAUACUUCAAAUGCUACUAAUGAACUGAUAGGUUGCAUUUGCCUCUGGUGAUUGUUGUGUGGUGAUUCACCAUGUUGAGCCACAAGCUUUUGUUAGUAUACAGAUGCUGGCAGUGCAGACAGCAGCACGGACCACACUGUAAGAAGCAGCUGCACCCAGGACGGCACUCCUUAGCCGGGGAGAUGAUGGCAGCGUGAGGAGGCACAACUACAAGCACUCUGCCUCGGACAUCCUACUGAAGGUCCUGCAGCACUGACUCAGCUCUGCCCUGGAGACCCUCUCCUCCUUUCACAGAGUCAUGGUGGCCAUCAGCGUGAACCAGCCUCAGCCUCCCACUGAAAGCAAGACCAGGAGAUCCAAUGCUAGGGUCCCUACAGCAAAGUACACUAAGAUGGGGGAGACCCUGAGACAUGUCAUCCCCGGUCACAUGCAGUGCUCCAUGGCCUGUGGCGGGAAAGCCUGUAAAUAUGAGAACCCCUCUCGCUGGAGUGACGAGGAGCAAGCCGUCAAAGGACUCUACUCGUCCUGGAUUACCGACAACGUGCUAGCUAUGGCAAGGCCUUCCACUGAAAUCAUAGAGAAAUAUAAUAUAAUUGAACAGUUUCAAAGGUGUGGAUUGAAGACUGUCAUUAACCUGCAACGGCCCGGAGAACAUGCCAGCUGUGGCAACCCACUGGAGCAGGAAAGCGGUUUCACUUAUCGACCUGAAACCUUCAUGGAGGCAGGCAUUUAUUACUACAACUUUGGGUGGAAGGAUUAUGGUGUGGCAUCUCUGACUACGAUCCUUGACAUGGUGAAAGUCAUGUCAUUUGCUGUCCAAGAGGGGAAAAUGGCUGUCCACUGCCAUGCCGGUCUUGGAAGAACAGGUGUGUUAUUGGCUUGUUACUUGGUUUUCACAUCCCGGAUGAGCGCUGAUCAAGCCAUCCUGUUUGUGCGAGCCAAGAGACCCAACUCCAUCCAGACCAGAGGCCAGCUGCUGUGCGUCAGGGAGUUCGCCCAGUUCCUAGUUCCUCUCCGAAGCAUUUUCUCCUGCGCAGAACCCAGAGCCAGUGCCGUCACCUUGUACCAGUACCUUACCCGGCAGCGCCACCUGCUGCACGGCUACGAGGCUCGACAAAUGAAGAAUGUGCCAAAGAUCAUCCAUCUGGUUUGCAGACUCCUCAUGGACAUCGCAGCCAACAGACAGGUUGUGGUGGAAGAGGAGUGGCUAGAGAUCCCUGACCUCACAGCUGAGGUGGAGAAGACGGUGUCCCAGCAGGCCCUUCAGCAGCUUGGGAAGGAGAUGAGAGGGAAGGGGAUUCCUGUUCAACCUUGUUCAUCUCAUCCUCUCAGUGCACCUGGUCUGCACUCCAGACCUCAUCAUGAUCAACCUCUAGCCAGUGAUAAUGAGCUGUACCCUCUGUGGAGGCAGCAGAGCGUAGAAAGCCCUCUGCAGGCCUCCCUGUCCAACAACAGGAGCCUCAGUUACAGCGAUUCUGUCCUUGACAAACUUGGACCACGGCAGCACCAGUUAGGAAAUCUGAAGAGCAACAAACCAAUCACAUGCCUGAUCAAACAUUCCUCGUCUGACAGCAGCCUUACAGUCCCUCCUAGAUUGUAUGACUUCUCUCUUCAGGACAUCAGCAGCAUCAUUCAGGGCCCCAAUACAGAAUAUAAGCAAGACACUGGAUCCCCUUUAGUAAAGAGGCAACUACAUAAGGGACAUCAGAGUUUGUCUUUAGAUCUGUCCAAGCAGGGAAGAAAAUCUCAGUGUAACGUCCCACUGCCGGCCUUAUCAAACAGUAGUGAGAGGGAUGUGUCAGCGGGUGGAGCAGACAUCAGCCUCCAGUCUGAGCUCUCCCCAGAGAGCAGAUGCCUGCUGGUGGCCAACGCUCUGGCCAUGGACCUGACAGAUAAGGACUUCACCUCCAAGGUCUCAAUGUGGCAGACAGAGCUGAACUCCAGAGAGGGAGCGUGGGAGAGGCUGUGUAUGGAGCGAGAUCCUUGGGUCCUCUCCAGUCUCAUGUGGUCAUGGCUGGAGCAGCUUAAGGAUCCAGUCAUCAGCGCCGAGGAUGUAAAAGCCCUGAGGGAGAACAAUGUAAAUCCACAGAACGCCCUCGACUCGCUGGAAAAGGGCCACAGACUCACCUUGCUGUGUAUCCUCGACUGUGCUGCUCAUCUCCUGCCAAUGCCUGAACAAAUGGAGACAAGUUUUCUCAACCAAACGAUAAAAGUGUUUACUAAGAUUGACCCUGCCUCAGAGAAGGACAAGUCUUUAUACACAACACUUAAAGCAAUCCUGAUUCCCAUUCUUCAUGAGCUGUGUGACAAAGCUGUGGAGGAGAAUGAUCACUCUUGAUCCAGCCUCAACACCAACAUUGUUGGGCAUUAUUGUUUUUUAAGACUGCUCUGCCAAUCUUUAGUCUUUCAAGGUAUAUGAAGACAAUGUAAUUUGAAGCUCUAGCAUUUCAUUUUUUUUUUAAAGCUUAAUAGACUCUAAGCACUGCCAUUCUCUCUGUUAAAGUGCCAAUGUUCUUAAUUUGAAAGCAUUGGUUUGUUUACUGUAAUAUUUGUGAGGGACUAUAUGUUGCUUUUAUUGUGGAACUGUUAGUGGUAGGGAAAUGAGUGAAAAACGUUCUCAUGAUGUUAAUGUAUUUUAUUUAAAUGUGUAACUCAGCAGGCUUAUUUCUUAUUCAAACCAAAAUAUGUUUUUACAUUGUGUCUUAUUUAUUCAGUUCUUAUUUGAAAUGCAGCCAUUAGUUUAAUAACUAUAACCUUAUGUUCAUGUAGAAUGUAAAGUGUUUUCUUAGAGUCAAAUGCAAACUGUGGCUAUUGUUAUGGCAAUGCAAGUUCGACAGGCCACAGUGCAUUUGCGUUUCCAAUCAAUGUUAUGUCCUUAAUACUGUGCACUGAAAACAUGUCCCUGUGGUGUAUAUGCAUGUGUCAAACAUCAAUCUGCCUCCAUUGUUGCAUUUAGCAAAAAUGCUGCCUGCCUCAACUCAAAUGGCCUCUGCCUCAUGCUGCUGUGUGUAACAUCGCCUCGCCUCUGUGUGUGUGUGUGUAGAUGUUGAGAGAGUCACCUCAAAUGUCUCAUACACAGUAUGGAUACACUAUAAUGUAUCUGCUCACACGUUCUGAAUGUGGAACAGUGAUGAUAAUAAUUGUAAUAAUAAUAAUAUGACAUGAGACGUUGUACUGUGGGGGAUUUUCAACAAACACUAUUUUUUCAUUGUUACAACAGUCUACUUCUUACAGAAUUAAACACAACUUACUGCAAGUCGA